CAUUCUGUGCUUUUGAUACAGUGGUGAAGACCCACACAGCAAGUAUAAAGCACUGCAGUAACUGUGUACAAGCUGUAGAACAAGCGUGCUUGGGUUUGAAGCACCUCUAAUUAGCCCUAGGUGUUGACUGAUACAGGAAACCAACCCCUUUUUAAAAUGCCCCUCAGAACAUGGGUGUUGGAACACCUGGGACUGCAGUUCUGGAGACUGCCACCAGGUGGCACCAACAAUAUCAGUUCUCAAUGUCCACUAUCAUCAGCUUUAUUGAUAGAAUCGGGACCCUCAGUGGUUUUGGCCUUUAGAGCAAAGAAUGAGAGUGCCCUUGGGCACUACAAUUCUCGUAGAAAGGGCAAGUUGAAUUGAAGAAACAUCAUAAGGAAGUGCAUGGACUGUUCAAUCCAUGCCAUACUCUUGGAUAAUGGUCAUUGCUUAUUCCCCCCAAAGGAGGUCUAUUACCCAUUGUUCAUCGUCUAAGUCUCCACCCCGCUCCCAGAAAGAGCCCAGAGUGCAAGAAAGAAUCUGUAAAGGUUCCAGGCUUGUCAGACCAUUUGCAGGUCUGGGCUCUACUGCUCCACAGUGGAAACCAUCACCACAAGAUGAUGGGGGGGCCAGGUUGCUUCCUGGAGGCCUCCGCAGGAAGUGCUCCGUCUUCCACCUCUUCAUCGCCUUCCUCCUGCUGGUCUUAUUCUCCCUGCUCUGGCUGCAGCUCAGCUGCUCUGGAGACAUGGCCCAGGUGACCAGGGGACAAGGGCAGGAGACCGCGGGCCCGCCUCGGGCUUGCCCUCCAGAGCCGCCCCCUGAGCACUGGGAAGAAGAUGCAUCGUGGGGACCUCACCGCCUGGCAGUGCUGGUGCCCUUCCGGGAACGCUUUGAGGAGCUCCUGGUCUUUGUGCCCCACAUGCACCGCUUCCUAAGCAGGAAAAAGAUCCCGCACCACAUCUAUGUGCUCAACCAGGUGGAUCAUUUCAGGUUCAAUCGGGCAGCGCUCAUCAAUGUGGGCUUCCUGGAGAGCAGCAACAGCACAGACUACAUUGCCAUGCACGACGUGGAUCUGCUCCCUCUCAACGAGGAGCUGGACUAUGGCUUCCCAGAGGCCGGGCCCUUCCACGUGGCCUCCCCAGAGCUCCACCCUCUCUACCACUACAAGACCUAUGUAGGCGGCAUUCUGCUGCUCUCCAAGCAGCACUACCAGCUGUGCAACGGGAUGUCCAACCGCUUCUGGGGCUGGGGCCGAGAGGACGAUGAGUUCUACCGCCGCAUCAAGGGAGCUGGCCUCCAGCUUUUCCGCCCCUCAGGAAUCACAACUGGGUACCAGACAUUUCGCCACUUGCAUGACCCAGCCUGGCGGAAGAGGGACCAGAAACGCAUUGCAGCUCAAAAACAGGAGCAAUUCAAGGUGGACCGGGAGGGAGGUCUGAACACUGUGAAGUACCGGGUGGAUUCCCGCACAGCGCUGUCUGUAGGAGGGGCCCCCUGCACUGUUCUCAAUAUCGUGCUGGACUGCGACAAGGCAGCCACCCCGUGGUGCAUAUUUGGCUGAGUUGGCUGAACAGUAUGGAAGCUGUUAUUCCAGACCUCAGUGCUGCUCAAGCUCAGGAAACCUCAGGCCUGAGGCCCAGCUCAGGACGCAGAGUGGCCUGCAGGAAGAGCCAGACAGCUCUGUAUCUGGGGCAGCCUGGCCCCAGCCAGGCUCAAGACAGGACACAGGCAGUUCCUGGGAUGCUGCUGGAAAAUUGCCAGAGAGAGGCUAGGCUGGAGGUGGGCUCUUGACUGGGAUUCUCCACCCUGCCUUCCCGCUUACUCUGCUCUGCCCGCCCGCCCGCCCGCCCACGCUGAGGCCCGAGGCAAAGGAAAGAUGGGCUCGGACAGCCUCCCCAGCCUUCUGCUCCUUUGGAAGAAGAGCCUCAUGCAAAGAUGUAGUCAGAAGCCGCCAUGGCCGGGGCGUAUGGCAGUGGCUAUUAGGAGGCUUAGAACUUCAGAAGGCUGAGCAUGAGCCCCAAGGGAGCAAAGGACCGGCUAAUACUAGCUGUAGCUGGUUGUCACCAUGGAGGACUGGUGUGGGGGUGGGGUGCUUGGGUCACCAGGUCUCACUUUUCAAAAGAAACUAGAAUGCUGGAUCCUUAUGCAGAAUUUUCUGAUUUUUAAAUGGUAACAGCUAACUAAAACUUUAAUAAGCUAUGGAGGCCAAA
This is a messenger RNA of Peromyscus maniculatus bairdii (prairie deer mouse), 2189 nucleotides long. NCBI's taxonomy places the organism in Eukaryota, Metazoa, Chordata, Mammalia, Rodentia, Cricetidae. The record is from RefSeq and is a predicted model, not a curated record.